AUGUCUGGCUCAGCCGCCGAGGUCCCAAAGGUUCAGGAGCCCUUGGUCUCCCAGGCCCUGGUGAUGGCGUCGCCUCCUUCUCCUGCCGCGCCAUUGUUCCCAGGUUCUUCUGCCUCCUCUGCUGUCAUGGAGCGUCCCCUUUUAGAGAUGACCCAGUUGCGGGAAGAUCUCCGGGGCGAGGAUCCGCGCCUGGUGGCCGGGCGCCUGGAGCCGGCAUCCGGCUGGCUUCAGUCUGAUGCGGCGGUCCGAGCAACGCUGAACCAGGCCGCAACAGCCUCCGACGAGGAGAAGCGGGCCGCUUCGCAGGCUGCGGCCGAUCACGAGGCGGCGCUGAAGGACGCCAAGGCGGCCCACGACCGCUGCCGGGUGUUGGAGAACGAGCUGAAGGGCCUGCAUGAUGAGCACGCAGAAGAAGCUCGUGGCCGCCGGGCGAAGGAGGAGGAGAUGAGGGCUCGGGAGGACGCCAUCAAGAACCGUGACACCGAGCUGGGGGAGCUGGCGAAGACGCAGACCGCUGAACGCGGCCGGCUGGAGGAGCUGGAGCGGAAGGUGGAGGCGGAGAAGGUCGAUCUUGUCGUGAAGGCGAAGGUCCUGGCUGAGGACCGUGCGGCCUUCGCGCGUCUCGAGAAGAGCCAUCUGCACCUUCGUGACCCCAGCGCUCGUCUUAACGAGCUGCUGGAGCCUGUGGCUGAUGAACACUCCACAGCUGCCGCCGCAGCCGUGAGGGGUCAGGUGGAGGCCCUGCUGAAGAAGUUCCGCGGCUUCGCUUCCGCGCCUUCGACCGGAGGCGCCGCCACUCCUGCAGCUCCGGCCAGUGACCAAGACGAAGGCGACAUCAUCAAGGGAGGAGCGCCUCUCGCGGGCGUCGAUGGCGUUCAGGGGUGA
Aegilops tauschii subsp. strangulata is the source of this 885-nucleotide messenger RNA. The record is from RefSeq and is a predicted model, not a curated record. NCBI's taxonomy places the organism in Eukaryota, Viridiplantae, Streptophyta, Magnoliopsida, Poales, Poaceae.